AUGGAAAAUUAUAUAUCUGCCUAUAAUCUGCCUAUAAGGACUGCCACACUCUUUUAUAAUCUAAACAUUAUAGGAUGUGAUGACAAUGAAUUCUCUUGUGAUGGCGGACAUUGUAUAAAAUUUAGUGAAGUGUGCGAUUUUAUAUCCGACUGUGCCGACGGUACAGAUGAAACAUGUGAUUUACAAAAGGCGUUCGACACUGUCGAUCAUAAUAUUUUACUCAUGAAACUUGAUGCUAUGGGGUUUUCUAGUGAUGUUAUUCACUGGUUUAGGUCUUACUUAUCUAGCCGUACACAAAUGGUCAAUGUCUCCGGUGUACUUUCAUCUACCGCCAAUGUAGCUUGUGGGGUACCCCAAGGUUCGAUCCUUGGCACUCUCCUAUUCUUGAUUUAUGUUAAUGAUAUGGAGGCUGUGGUUCGUAAUAAAUUGCUUCUGUGUGCUGAUGACUCAGGUAUUUUAGUAUCAGGUAAAGAUAUCCAGUAUAUCACCUCUCAGCUUACUGAUGAUCUCAGCAGUGUGAGUAAGUGGCUCACUGGUUAUAAACUUUCCUUACAUCUUGGAAAGACAGAGUCUAUUUUAUUUGCGUCUAAACCAAGACUUAGGUCAUGUGAUCAACUAAAUAUUGUAUGUAAUGGUACUACAAUAACAUCCACCAAAUCUGUUAAAUACUUAGGUGCUGACAUAGAUCAAUGUCUAUCUGAUUUCCAAAAGUGUGAUGAAAAUGAAUUUCGUUGUGAAAAUAAACAAUGCAUUCCAUCAGAAAAACGAUGUAAUGCUAAACCUGACUGUUUGGAUAAAAGCGACGAAAAAAACUGUGAGUCCUGCACAAAUUCAUUUCUGUGUUCUGGUGAUUACAAAUGUAUUCCUCUUCGUCUGACGUGUGAUCGCUACCCUGACUGUACAGACAGCAGUGAUGAAUUAACUUGCCAUAGUAAAAUUCCAACAUCUGCUGAUUUAAGGGAUGAAUAUCCUUCUAUGGCAGGUUCGAAAGAUGCCAGUGACGCGUUAUCCAUGAAGCUGUUACAAUAUGUUAAAGUUGCAAGAUAA
Messenger RNA from Ruditapes philippinarum (Manila clam), 1047 nucleotides. RefSeq names its product LDL receptor repeat-containing protein egg-1-like. The coding region runs from base 1 to 1047 and encodes 348 amino acids. The record is from RefSeq and is a predicted model, not a curated record. The transcript has 6 exons. Gene Ontology annotation, cellular component: plasma membrane. Gene Ontology annotation, molecular function: protein binding. Lineage: Eukaryota; Metazoa; Mollusca; Bivalvia; Venerida; Veneridae.